This is a messenger RNA of Physella acuta, 1381 nucleotides long. Its product is annotated as GATA zinc finger domain-containing protein 14. The record is from RefSeq and is a predicted model, not a curated record. Lineage: Eukaryota; Metazoa; Mollusca; Gastropoda; Physidae.
AACCCUGUCUUCUGAAGAAGGUGACUCAACAUUACGCAAUGAAGAAAAACGUAAUUUUGAUUGCCCUUGUGGCUGUGGUGUUAAUUAUAAUUACGCUAGCACACGCCGGAAAUACACCCGACAACACAGAGGAGACCAACACAACCGACGCCGGAUGGGGCAACUCGACCAGUGACGAAUCAGCUAACUCCACUUCAUCCAAGCACCCUUCAGCCUCUGACAAAUCCAAGCGGAGCGUGUCACCACACCUGACACAGCUAUCGCCAGGAAAUAGUGACAAGACUCCCGGAAAUAGUGACAAGACUCCCGGAAAUAGUGACAAGACUCCCGGAAAUAGUGACAAGACUCCCGGAAAUAGUGACAAGACUCCCGGAAAUAGUGACAAGACUCCCGGAAAUAGUGACAAGACUCCCGGAAAUAGUGACAAGACUCCCGGAAAUAGUGACAAGACUCCCGGAAAUAGUGACAAGACUCCCGGAAAUAGUGACAAGACUCCCGGAAAUAGUGACAAGACUCCCGGAAACGGCGAUAAAAACCCUGGAAACGAUGAGUCUACUGCCUCUCUCAAGAUAAAGCGGAGCAUGAUGACACACCUUACAAAGCUAUCGCCAGGAAAUAGUGACAACACUCCCGGAAAUAGUGACAAGUCUCCCGGAAAUAGUGACAAGUCUCCCGGAAAUAGUGACAAGACUCCCGGAAAUAGUGACAAGUCUCCCGGAAAUAGUGACAAGACUCCCGGAAAUAGUGACAAGUCUCCCGGAAAUAGUGACAAGAAUCCCGGAAAUAGUGACAAGAAUCCCGGAAAUAGUGACAAGAAUCCCGGGAACGGCGUGGGACCCGAUAAAAACCCAGGAAACAGUGAGACGGCGAAUCAAACCCCAGGGAAAUCUAAGGGAGUUGUGAGAAACUCCAAAAAUACUAAGAGAUCGCCUCAUAAAUAUUCUAAUGAAGCCUGGAAGAAAUCCUCCGACGGUCCCUCAGAUCAGGCGGCUAAACCGGCCAAGGACAAUGCAGAGAACAAGGAAGAUGAGAAGAAGAAAACAGAAGACAAAAAAUCUGGAUCCAAAUUUGGUUCCAUAAUAAAGCAUAUCCUUGACAACGAUAACCAUAGAAACUCAUCGAAAAAACACGACAACGGUAACCAUGGCAACUCAUCUGAAAUCAAAUUCGGCCGUGGAAACCAUGGGAAAUCUAAUAAAAACAAGCACGACAAUAAUCCACAUAACAAUGGGAACGGUCACAAACAUGGCUAAAUUUUGAUGAAGACAGUAGAUAACUUAAGCCAUGAUCGUGCUGACAGGAAAGUGAAAAAAAAAACAUUUUUAUUUUUGUUUCAGAUUUUAAGUUAUGGAAAUUAAUAAAAAUCAAAUUUAAGCAAUUA